Molecule: messenger RNA, 7405 nt
Organism: Hippoglossus stenolepis (Pacific halibut)
Lineage: Eukaryota; Metazoa; Chordata; Actinopteri; Pleuronectiformes; Pleuronectidae
Gene: adgrb1a
Product: adhesion G protein-coupled receptor B1a
Exons: 32
Coding region: 767-5536 (1589 amino acids)
Biological process (GO): cell surface receptor signaling pathway; negative regulation of angiogenesis; engulfment of apoptotic cell
Cellular component (GO): plasma membrane; postsynaptic density; dendrite
Molecular function (GO): G protein-coupled receptor activity
Source: RefSeq, a predicted model, not a curated record
ACAGACAGAGGAGGACGCACCGGAGCCGCGAGCUGGAGACGUUUGUUCCAGAGCGCAUCGCCAACCCUCCGUGAUCCGUCUCUCCCUGAAACCUUCCACCUUCACCUGCAGGACAGUGACCCGGGAGCGGGGAGGACCCUAGAUUUGGAGGAUAACUUUUUUUCAGACAUACCUCAACAUCUCUGGAAUAAAUAACACAGCAACUAUUUGAUUUUUCCUUACUUCUCAAAUGAAAGAGGAGUCGAGAAGGUUUAAUUUUGGAACAAUGUAGCCUCAACAAAUAAGACUCUGAACACAUUCGGGAUUUUCUGAAGCUAUUUCGCGGACUGGAAUCCCUAACGGAACUAACGGACAGUCAGAACCCCUCUAUGAGUUUCCACCUCUUCUUUAACACGUUUAUUUUUGCUCAGUGUCAGUCGAAGUUUCCCUCUAUAAUAAUGCGUUUCGUGGACUUAUUAUAGGCCCUCCCCAGGCUUUUGGAAUUGGUGAAUACCCCGUGAACGCACCGAGUUGUGACCACAGGAUGCAUCAAAGGGACUGGUAACUCACUCAAGGUUCGUGAGAAUCUCGAGGUCGACUGAUGCAGCCAUGGGCCGAUCGCUGGAUCUUUGAGAGCAACUGUUGUCUCCUUCCUCCUCCACCGCGUCCUUUUCUUCUUCCCUCUCCCCCUCCCCUGCCUUUUUUUGCACUACACAGCUUUUAGUUGAGCACUGCUGAAAACAGGCAUCAACCUAUCGUACGUUCUCCUUCCCUUUACCUGCAAACCAUGGCAAGAAUUCUCUCUCAGAUUUGUGGCCAAGCAAGAUGGCCUCUCCCAGUGAUACUCCUGUAUUUUGCCCCUCUGUUGCUGAUGGAUGGUUGGUGUCAUGCAGCUCCCUCUGGCCCAGAGUCAGACUCAUGUUCCACCUUAGUCCAGAACCGUUUCUUCGGUUUCUUCCUGUCAUCGUCAGUGUUCCCCAGCAUGCCUUGCUCCUGGACCCUGCAGAACCCUGAUCCGAGGCGCUACACAAUCUUCAUUAAGGUGACCAAACCUACAGAGGACUGCGUGCCAUCACAGCUACGCACCUUCCAGUACGACUCCUUCCUAGAAACCACGCGCACUUACCUGGGCAUGGAGAGCUUUGACGAGGUGGUGAAGCUUUGUGAUUCCUCUGCUCCAGUGGCCUUCCUUGAGGCCGGAAAGCAGUUCCUCCAAAUGAGGAAGGGACCUCUUAAGGUGGCCACAGCCAUUCCUGCCGGUGACAGGGAUUUCAAAACAGAAUACCUGGUAGUGGGCAAGCGCAACCCCAGCAUGGCAGCCUGUCAGAUGCUGUGCCAGUGGCUGGAGGACUGUCUGGCCUCCAGCACAUCUAACAGGCCCUGUGGCAUCAUGCAGACCCCAUGUUUGUGCUGGGAGCCACCACCGCAGCUCAGUGAGGGGGAUAGCUGUUAUCACAAUGGAGUUUACCUGGAAAACUGUUUACCCAGCGUGAAAGAGAGUGGAAAAGAUGCCGAGAUAAAUGGUGGCUGGAGUGUGUGGGGUGUGUGGGCGCAGUGCAGCAGCGAGUGCGGCGGUGGGAUUCAAACCCGGACCAGGACCUGCCAGUCACCCCCAGAGGAGUCAUACCUGUGUGAGGGUGUGGUGGAGGAGGGCCGGCCGUGCAACUCGCAGUCCUGCACCGGCAAAGGUCGCCAUCUCUCUCGCAGCCAAUCGCUUCGCUCCGUGGACAGCCGCAAGCGUGAUGACGUAGACAAGCCCCGCAGUGGACAGCAGAGCCCUCAGACAGACUCAGCUUCAGGUGAGGAGUGGUCAGCGUGGAGUGUGUGUUCUGCCACUUGUGGGGAGGGCUGGCAGAGUCGCACUCGUUUCUGCGUGUACUCCUCUUACAGCACCCAGUGUAGUGGGCCACUGCGAGAGCAGAGACCUUGCAACAACUCUGCUGUGUGUCCAGUGCACGGUGCUUGGGACGAGUGGUCACCGUGGAGUUUAUGUUCGUCAACCUGUGGCCGAGGUUACAGGUCUCGAACACGGAGCUGCGCUCCCCCUCAGUUUGGGGGAGAUCCCUGUGACGGCCCAGAGAAGCAGACCAAAUUCUGCAACAUAGCUGUCUGUCCAGUGGAUGGAGUGUGGAAUGAGUGGUCCAACUGGAGCUCCUGCUCUGCCUCCUGUUCAAAUGGGACCACGCAGAGAACCAGGGAGUGUAACGGCCCUUCGUACGGAGGCUCGGAGUGCAGGGGAGAGUGGCUGGAGACUGUCGACUGCUUCCUUGGGGAGUGUCCGGUGGAUGGCAAGUGGCAGCCAUGGUCUUUGUGGUCGGGCUGUUCUAAAACCUGUGGAGGGGGGAGCCAGCAGAGAAACAGGAUUUGUUAUGGGCCCUUUUUUGCGGGGCAGAUUUGUCCUGGAGAACAAGAGGAGGUCCGGCUCUGCAAUGAAAAGAGAUGUCCGGAACCUCAUGAAAUAUGUGGCGAGGACAACUUCUCCAACGUCAUAUGGAAGAUGACUCCAGCUGGGGACACAGCGGCAGUACGCUGUCCUCCUAAUGCCAUGGGGCUAAUCCUACGCCGCUGCAGCCUGGAUGAAGAGGGCGUCGCCUACUGGGAGAAUCCCACCUAUAUGAAGUGCAUCUCCAAUGACUAUCGCAGCAUACAAACUCUGACACGGGAACAUUUGUCCAAAGCGCAACGCGGCCUUGUGGGAGAUGGAGUUUCUGAUGUGAUGACCAAGCUGAGAGUGACGUCCAGUGAUGGGACCAGCUACAGCGGUGAUCUGCUGGCCAUCGUGGAUGUGCUGAAGAAUAUGACGGAGAUCUUCAGGAGGGCGUACUACAGCCCCAGCAGUAUAGAUAUGAGGAACUUUGUGCAGUCUGUCAGCAAUCUGUUGAUAGAAGAGAACAGGGAGAGAUGGGAGGAAGCACAACUGCUGGGACCGAACGUCAAAGAGCUGUUCCGUCUGGUCGAGGACUUUGUGGAUGUCAUCGGCCUGAGGAUGAAAGACUUUCAAGACAUGUAUGAAGUCACUGAUAACCUAGUUUUGAGCAUCCACAAGCGUCCAGUGGCGGGCCAUGCAGACAUCAACUUCCCAAUGAAGGGCUGGAGGGGCAUGGUGGACUGGGCCCGCAGCUCUGAGGACAGAGUCACCAUCUCCAAAAACAUCCUGUCCACUGGAAAGCCAGAUACAGACGACUCCUCGACAUUUGUAACCGGCAUCGUUCUGUACAGAAACCUUGGCAGUAUUCUGACUCUGCAGAGGAACAGCACAGUCCUCAACUCCAAGGUUUUGUCAGUGACUAUCAAGCCCACGCCUGCUUCCCUCUCUGCUCCGGUAGUGGUCGAAUUCUCUCACCUGUACAACGGGACCACUAACCAGACCUGUAUUUCCUGGGACGAGAGCGAAAGCUCCUCUCUGCUGGGAUCCUGGUCUGCCAGGGGCUGCAAAACCGUGCUACUCGACUCAUUCAGAACCAAAUGCGUGUGUGACAGACAGUCCACCUUCGCCAUUUUAGCACGGCUCAAUCCCGACAUGAACAUGGAUAAGACACACCUCCCGUCCGUGACGCUGAUUGUGGGCUGUGGAGUGUCUUCGCUCACGUUGCUGCUGCUCAUCAUCAUCUAUGUGUCUGUGUGGAGGUACAUCCGGUCUGAGCGCUCGGUCAUACUCAUCAACUUCUGCCUCUCCAUCAUAUCCUCCAAUGCCCUUAUUCUCAUUGGACAGACGCAGACACGGAAUAAGGUGUUAUGCACCCUGAUAGCCGCCUUCCUUCAUUUCUUCUUCCUGUCCUCGUUCUGCUGGGUUCUGACAGAGGCGUGGCAGUCGUACAUGGCGGUGACGGGUCGCCUCAGGAAUCGCAUCAUACGCAAGCGAUUCCUGUGUCUCGGCUGGGGUCUCCCUGCACUAGUAGUGGCGAUCUCAGUUGGAUUCACAAAGGCAAAGGGAUAUGGAACACCAAGCUACUGCUGGCUGUCUCUGGAAGGAGGUCUUCUUUAUGCAUUUGUUGGACCUGCUGCAGCUGUUGUCUUGGUUAACAUGGUUAUUGGGAUUCUCGUUUUUAACAAACUGGUGUCCAAAGACGGCAUUACUGAUAUGAAACUAAAGGAGAGGGCGGGUCAGAUGACAGUGCCACUGUACAAUAUGACGCUCAAAUGUGCCAAGUGCGGAGUUAUCUCUUCGGCUGACGUUUCCACCACAGCUACCAGUAACGCCAUGGCGUCAUUGUGGAGCUCCUGUGUGGUUUUGCCCCUCCUGGCCCUCACUUGGAUGUCGGCUGUCCUCGCGAUCACCGAUCGGCGCUCUGCUCUCUUCCAGAUCCUUUUUGCCGUCUUUGAUUCACUGGAAGGCUUUGUCAUUGUCAUGGUGCACUGCAUCCUGCGCAGAGAGGUUCAGGAGGCGGUGAAGUGUCGUGUAGUGGACCGGCAGGAGGACGCAAACGGAGACUCAGGAGGAUCUUUCCAGAAUGGCCAUGCUCAGCUCAUGACUGACUUUGAGAAAGACGUGGAUAUGGCUUGCAGAUCAGGCACUAUGAAGCGCUCGUCUCUCCAGGGGGAGGAGAAAGCCUCGGCUGGGACCCUCACCCUUCAGAAGGGUUCUAACUUCAACACCAUGCCAGCCAGCAUGGCUAAGGUUCACCUCCAGAACGUGGCCGACUACAACUGUCACACUCUGACGCUGCGCAGGGAGAAAGGCGCGGCUAAGGGGAUCAGCACAGAGCUACCAGGCGCCAAAUCCAUCUACAUCUGCGACGGCGAACUCUUCAAGCAGCUGGACGGAGAGCUGCCUCGGGGGAACGGCGAGGGCAGCAGCUCUGAGGGCACUGGCAAAGGUCCGGGAUACGUCAUUCUACCGACCAACAACACGGGCACUCUGAAGGCAGCCAAGGGGAAAGAGGAGCAGGCGGCCAAGUAUAACAUCGGCAUUGAGCAGCUGCCUCAGACCAGGCUCAUCCACCUGGCCAACUCUGCCAGCGGGGAGCCAGUGCCUGGCUUUGGGCUGAAGACCCUGCCUGCCGACCAGGUCAGUGUGUCAUGCUCUGACAGAGACUCACCUGCACACAACCUGCAGCCCAGAGACUCCCAUGUGGCGAACAUCAUGUGUGAUGGGGGAGACUCCGGAAACUCUGGUGUGAUGUCUAAGAGUGAAACCGUCUCCACGCUGUCCAUGAGCUCACUGGAGAGACGAAAAUCACGCUAUGCAGAGCUUGACUUUGAGAAAAUAAUGCACACCCGGAAACGCCACCAGGACAUGUUUCAGGACCUGAACAGGAAGAUUCACAGUGCAGACAAGGAUAGAGAAUCUCCACCUGUUGACGCCAAAGCUGCCAAAAGAUGGAGUGUGUCCUCUGCCAGCAGUGACAAGACCAACAUGAGUGACAAGCAGCAGACCCCAAGUAAGAGGGCGUGGGAGGGCAUCAGGAAGACCCACUCCCCCCCAUCCUGGGUGAGGAAGGACCUGGAGACAGUGGCAGCCUCUCCUCUGGAGCUGCAGACGGUGGAGUGGGAGAAGACCAGUGCCACCAUUCCUCUGGUGGGUCAGGAGAUCAUGGACCUGCAGACAGAGGUGUGACCCUGAUAAUGGCCUCAUACGUACGACUCUUUUUUUUUUUCCACGGCUCUCCGACAAACAAGCAGACACACCACAUACACUGCCCUGCUCUGUACUUAUACUCAAAGGCUGGAUGAAGCCCACUGCGAGGAGCGUGAGGGGGAAGAAGGGUGAGGAGGAGAGAGAAGCAUCACAAUAUCCGAAAAAUCAAUUCAACCAAUUAAAAAGAGAGAAUGGGAACACAGUGUCUUUCUCUAUCGUUUCAUUUGACGUUUGGACUGUGUUUCUGUCAAAACAAUACUCGUCAUCUUCUUGUAUAUGGUCUCAGAUACCAUGCUGGCUUACAUGGGAGACAGGUUGCCAAAGCCGCUGAUUCAGCUGCUGUAUCUGCAUCAUGUAAUAAACAGCACAGCAAAGGUAAUCAUGCAAUGUUUACCCCUGCAUUAAAUGGUUACAGUGUAAUAAUCAUGAUUAUGUCUCUUUUUUUCCACUGUUGAGAGUAUUGCUGUUUCCGCUCUCUCUUUCUCCUGAUGAACGCUUAAGUUGUACUUGGCUCGAGAUGCCUCUGGAUCUAUUUCUUUGUCAUCGAUCUCAAAAGGGAAAAUUGAACAGGGGUUUGAGGAGGCAGACUGCCAAACAUACAUCCAUGUGCCCCUCAAUGCUGUCGCCUCCCCUCCUACAGCUCUCGCCAAUUCUUUUGGCUCCAAGACUUUAUCCCCCGAUCCCUGCGGGGCAAGGUUGGCCCUGCAGCAACAGGCAGAGGGGAGGAUGGAGAAAAAAAAAAAAAUCGAAGACAUCGACUUGAGUAGAAUUGGCAGGUUUCCUCCUCAUCAACAGAGACCUCAGAGACGCCAGUGAGCGGGCCGCUGGGCCCUGCGCUCUAAGCGGCCCUCAACGUCAACCUCAACCUCAGCCACACAUGGAGGGACAACAUGGACAUCAGUGCAUCCUGUUUCUUGAUGUAUAAGCAGGCUUGGUACAGUAGUGCAAAAUAGGACAGUGUUUCCAAGAUGCUAAGGAAAAAGGUGCUUGCGUGCGAGUGUGUAUAUGUAUGUUGAGUAAUAGAAGGUACAGACGGGGCCAAAUUAAAGGAUAAGUCGACGUAGAUUCUGUCUCUGGAAGUUUCUCAAACUGCAUUGCAGGGAUGGAACACCACUCUUCCAAAGAAUAUUCCCUCAUUUGGUGUGGAUGGUGGUGGAGGGUGCUCUCUAACACCCUGAGAUCUGGUCAUUGUCAAGGCCAUAUUGACCCCGCCACCCUGAGGUCGGGGCAAUUGUCGUCAACUCAUUUUUCAGAUUUCUUCCUUAAAUUUGUCACCCGUCUGUAAAUGAUCCAUAGAUCUAUAAAUAUUUAUGGUUUGAUGAUUAAAAGUGAUGCUUAAUACAAGGCAGAGUUUAUGAGAGGGAUGGUGGUUGCACACAGAGAAAGCACAAGGCUCAUUUGGAGUCCUGAUGUACAGCAUUGUAAUUAUUUCAGAGUUCUACAGAAUGGAUUUUAGCCUAUAAAUAUCUUUCUUACUGUGCUUGGGGAUAGUUGUUAUCAUUAUUAUAAAUAUGAACAUAAUUAUUCUGAUACUGAUCCUCUCAUCCCCCCCGUCCCUUCAGGUUACUGGACUAUAGGAGUGUUCUGUAUCGCAAUGUAACUGUGUGUUUUGAUAUCACCGCCAGUCACUCCCUCAGAUCUGUAUUUGUCGGAAAAAAACCCUGACCACCGACCCCCGACCGCCAACCUCAGACCCCCUGAUGUGUGACCCACCUUGCCACACAUAGCCCCACCUCCCCUCACUCCCCUUUUUAUUUUCCUGGGGUUGACUCUUUGUUAAUGUACAGUUUUCAGAGCACAAAAUGAAUGUGUCUUAUUUCUAAUAAAAAAACAUAUCUAUAUAAUAAA